This is a messenger RNA of Scleropages formosus (Asian bonytongue), 1667 nucleotides long. Its product is annotated as adiponectin-like. Gene Ontology annotation, molecular function: protein binding. Lineage: Eukaryota; Metazoa; Chordata; Actinopteri; Osteoglossiformes; Osteoglossidae. The record is from RefSeq and is a predicted model, not a curated record. The transcript is spliced from 3 exons. The coding region runs from base 106 to 852 and encodes 248 amino acids.
CAGAAGGUACAUGUGACACUUGUGAGUCUGUGCUGUACGGCGAACAGCGGCGACCCGGUGCUCGACACCAGGGAGAGAGGUGGGCCGGCAGCAGUCGCCGUCACCAUGACGAUGAUGUGGGCCCUCAUGCUCAGUUUGCUGCUUGCGGGGAGACCAGGGCUGUCUUGGGGUCAGGAGGACAGCAGUGCGGAGCCAUGUGCCAGAUGGAUGGGAGGAGUGCCAGGGACCCCAGGGCAUGAUGGUCUUCCAGGAAGAGAUGGCAGAGACGGGAAGAAUGGCGAGAAGGGAGAUGCUGGAGACCCAGGUACACCGGGGGGGAAAGGCGAGCCAGGAGCGCUUGGGGCUGAGGGUCCACCAGGCCCCCGGGGCUUUCCAGGCAACCCGGGUCUGAAAGGUGCGCGGGGUGAGAGCUCCUUCACGUACCGUUCGGCCUUCAGCGUUGGCCUCGUGAGUCCCGUUGAGUCAGCCAACGUGCCCAUCCGCUUCCUUAAGAUCUUCUACAACGAGCAGCACCACUACGAUGACGUCAGUGGCAAGUUCCGCUGCGCCCUCCCCGGCCUCUACUACUUCACCUACCACCUGGCCGUCAGUGGCAAGGACGUCAAGGUGAGCCUGUACAAGAGCAACAAGCCGGUGGUGUUCACCUUCGACCAGUUCCAGCCGGGCAACCUGGACCAGGCCUCGGGGGCGGUCAUCUUGCAACUCAUCGCUGGGGACGAGGUUUGGCUGCAGGUAUACGGCGAAGAGGAGUUUUCCGGCGUCUACACCGACAGCACCAUCGACUCCACGUUCACCGGCUUUCUCCUGUAUCCCAACCUGCCCGUGGAUCCACUAGCCAACCGCCGCCGUUAGCCGAUGCACGGCAGUCACGUCGACAGCAGGGUGCCGGUAGGGGCUGUGCGGUCAGCGGUGUGAAAAUAGUGUGAAAAAUGUUGCAGGUGUGUGAAGUCACAAUGGUACUGAUAGCUCGUGAAACACCUGAAAGGUCUCAUACCUGCUUGUGUCAAGUCAUCGGAUCAUUCAGGUCAUUGUUUUUGUUUAAGUUUCACGUCUUGUGUUAAUGUCUGAUCAGCGAGAGCCGGAAAAGAGGAGACGGUUCUCCUCAGGACUCCUCAGACGGAGGCAGCUACAGCUGGCUCACAAAUCAGAGGUACAAAAGGUUGAGAGACAUGACUGAGACCCGAAGGAUUGUUAUAUUAUAGCCACACUUAAUAGAAUUUUAAUGUAUUAAUGUACAGUACAACAUUGGCUCAUUGAGUGUCUUCCAGUUCUGCGCUGAAAGACACUUAAUGACUCAUUGCUUGAUGCUGUUGGAGCUCAAAUGGUGGUGUCGCAAAAUCUGUGUCACGAAAGGAUGAGAAGAGGGUCUUUAAUUCAUUUCAUUCACGAUCAAUAACCGGUGUCCAGUCUGAGGGCUGCAAUGGUCCGGAACCUAUUCUCAAAGUCCGUGACGCAGGCACACAGCAGUUUAGAGUGACACAUUCACCCGAUGAACAUAAAAUGUUCAUUAACGUUCAUGUUAAUGGUGUUGGUUUUGUUGCUGUAGAACUUGACAUAUAUAGAACGUAUAGAAAAUAUUUCUCAUGUACAUCACUUUCUGAGCUGCUAUUGUCUCUCAUUCUAGAACUUACAUGUUUAAUGGGUUAAUUAAAGUUACUUCCAGGCCA